Microplitis mediator is the source of this 1226-nucleotide messenger RNA. Its product is annotated as INO80 complex subunit C. The transcript has 4 exons. Gene Ontology annotation, cellular component: Ino80 complex. Lineage: Eukaryota; Metazoa; Arthropoda; Insecta; Hymenoptera; Braconidae. The coding region runs from base 251 to 625 and encodes 124 amino acids. The record is from RefSeq and is a predicted model, not a curated record. Gene Ontology annotation, biological process: chromatin remodeling.
UUAUAAAAUAUUUGAAAAUUAUGUAAAUAUGUAACUUACAAAAAUCAAUAAAUUUUUUGUUAUUUACUUUAUAAUUUGUUUAACAAAUGAAUGUUUGCUUGAAUGAAUUCUGCGCAUGCUUGCGCGAAAGUUGCUGCUGUCAAAAAUUAUUCAAAAAUCUUAACAAUUCCAACAAAUAAAAAUACAAAAUUUUUUUUUUAUUAUUCAUAUAUUUAUUUAAAUAAUUUUGUGUAGACAAAAGCAGUAAAUAAUGGUAAGUGAAGAAGUAACAGAAGUUAAAAAACCAAUGCCAGUUUUUAAAAAUCCAGAGUUCCAACAAAAGUUUCGUCCUAUGAGCGUGUCAGGUAAAAAAAGAACUUGGCGGUCAUUGAAACAAGUUUUAACUCAAGAAAAAAGUUUACCAUGGCCUGCUGGAUUCGUUCAUUAUAGUUCAAUAAACGCGCCACCAAGUUUUCGACCCGCCAAGAAAUAUUCCGACAUAUCAGGGCUGCAGGCACGGUACACAGAUCCACAGACAAAACUUUAUUACGCAGUUGCUGAAGAAUUUGCAACAGUAAGAAGUUUACCGAUGGAUAUUACUGCUGGUUAUUUAGCACUACGAGGAGCUUCUAGUAUUGUGGGUUGAUUUAAAUAAAAGUCUUAUUCACUGAAAUUAAUAUUUAUAUUUAAAUAAAAAUUAAGAAAUAAUAAUUAUUGAACACAGUUUUUUAUUUUUCACAUUUUUUAUACCUUUAUUUUACACGUUCGAUUGAUCAUUAUUAAAAAAGCUUGUUUAUUAUUAAUAUUAUAAUUAUUAUUACAACUUAUUUUUAUUAAAUAAAAAUUAACGAAGAGGAAAUAAAUUCAAAGAACUCUAUUUUUUACUUUACCCACUAGCCAUUCAAUAGUCCUGCUGAUUAACUUACUAUUAUUAUUAUUAUUAUUAUCAUUGCUUAGUUAUCAUAAUUUUGUUUUUCAUUUACUCAUUUAUCAUUUUUAACUGAAAGUGGCCGCGGGACAGGGAAAUUCGCUAAUACGUCACCGGUACCCUCGUCAGUUGCAAAAGAUUAUUUUUGCAAUUUUAAAACUGUUAAUGUCACGAGGGCUUACGUAUAUAAUAAGUUUUUUUUUUUUUUUUGUUAUAAAAGUCGCGAUCGCUGAGGAAAAGUUAAAGUCCUCAUGUUUUUUUUUGUUAUUUUUAUUUUUUAUUUAAAAACGUUUUUACUUUUUGGUCUUUUAAAUAUUUU